CUGUAAGCCGCCCUGAUGGAUGGAUGGAUGGAUCAUUCGGUCUUCUUGGCCAGCCCCUCGGCUCGCCUUGCCCUGACCGUCUUGCUGUGCGAUAAGACCUGGUUGCCCACAACCACCGCCACAAACGCUGCACUCACACACACAUACACAUUCACAAACACACCACAGAGAAAGUGUGUUGUGUGUGGCGUGUAUGUUGGUUGGAUUGGGUGUGUGGCUGUCUGUCUGUCUGUCUGUCUCACUGACUGAGGGGCACAAGUAUCUUGACAAACGUGACGAUCGAUUUCGUCAGCCAAAACCAAAACAGCAGACCCGCCUCAGACACCAACAACACCUGAUGUGAUGUGCAUGGCAUGGGAUGCAUGGGGCGCAUCAAUCACAUCGAUGAACACACAGAGCGAGAGGCAUACCAUGCGCACCCCCACUGGCCCACUGACAAGAAAUACCCACCCCCCCCCCCACCUGGAAGAGCACUGCGUAGAUGAAGUGUGUCGACUCGGUGGUCGGUUUUGGGAAGCAGGCCAUGUUGGCGGGCACCCUGCCCCACGCCCACACCAGACCACCGACGGGCACCAACGUGCACAAAACCAACGCCACCAACGGGAUCUGAACACACACACACACACACAGACACAGACGCAGAUAUGUACGUCGGCAGGUGUGUGUGUGUAUGUGUGUGUGUGGUCUGUGUGUACCAGGGGGUUGGGUGAGGGUGGUGGUGGGUUGAAUUGAUGGUGGAUGAGGGGACGGGCACGCCAUGGCAGCUCGCUCUUCAACACAAUCUCCUACACACACACACACACACACACAGAGAGAGAGAGAGAGAGACACACAGAGAGAUGCAGUGUGUGGGGUAGCCAACUAACCUCUGUGCCGUCAGGUUUGGGCACUGUGGCGGUCUUGAGCGGCGCAGAGAACUUAAAACGAACGCCCCCAAGACGCCUGACAUUCACGGAAUGAUCCCACACAUACUGGCCCGUCCGUCCAUUUGGUGUGCACCCGCACCCCACCCCUAACUGACACACCAGUUGAUGGACUCGUAGAGAUUGGCAUCGCCUGCACGGCCGAGACGGAGGGAUUAGAUAGGGGGGGAGAGGAGAGGAGAGGGGAGGACAACAAAGAGAGAGAGAGAGAGGCCCCCAUGCCAUGAGUGUGGCCGUCUCUCUGUGUGUGUGCCUCACUCACUGACCGAUGAGCAUCUUGACAUAGUAGACGCCAUCCACAGCAGGCACCGGCCUCUGAUGUUGGUUGACACACCAUGCCAUCCGCCCCCCUGUGUGCGUCGCAUCGUGUGACCAUACCUUAUCGCCGUUGAGGUCGACAGUGAGUGUGAACCGCCCCGCCGCCCCCUUGUCCAUCAUCUGCUGACGGGGGCGGUAUAUCGGCAACGGAGUGUCUGCAGGGAGGGAAGGGACCAAUGGCGGCCGAGGACACAUGCCACAUGCCACACGCACAACUCGGUCUGUGUGUGCCUCUCUCUCUCUGGCUCUGGCUCUUGCUCUGUAUUCUCUCACCCUUUUGGUCUGGCUUGUUCAGCUCGAAGAGCAGCGCCACCUGAUGGGGCGUCAGGGGCUCGCCUGUCAAUGCGUCCUCCAGCUGCGCACACCGCACGCACACGCCGACAGACAGCUGAGUGAAUGGUUAGUGUGUUUGUGUCGUGUCUGUCUGUCUGGGUUGGGUGUGGUGUGCUGACUCACUCACCGCAGCGGUGAAGGUGAGUGUCUGUGUGUCGUCGAUGGCCACGAUGGGCGUCAGGCUGUCCAGAGGGCUUGCAGGCAGCUCGCUCGUGCCCUUGCCGCCUUUGGCCUUGCUGGGAGCCUUGUACUCAUACCUAAUCCAUCCAUCCAUCCAUCCCAUUCACAGCACAACACCGUCCACGAGGCUGCCUGCCAUCUAUAUGCUGUCUGUCGUGUGUGUGGGCGUACAGCGCUGCUUUGGAAGCUGAGGAGGUGACGGUGAGCUUGCUGACGCGGACAUUGGCGCGGGCAGACAGACUCCGCACCAAAGUGUACUCGGUCGACCCCUGCACACCACACCAAGCACACACACACACCGACAUUCAGCCACAGACACAGCCACAGACACAGACACGUUUCGCUUCUCUCGCGUGUGUCGAUCUAUCUGUGUCUGUCUGACGGUGUCUGUCUGACCUUGUCGAGUGUGGGUACGGUGAUGCCGAACUUGACGGCGGGGUUUUUGCCGAUGAUCUCUGACGCCUUCUUGCCCUCGGCCGUCGGCACAGCCCCCUCAUACACACAGCUGCCCGUGCGCUCAAGCGACUGCAACCGUCACGUGACUGACGAUGUUUCGGUUGGUUCGGUUUGUUUGUUGCCGUCUGUCUGUCUGUCUGUCUGUGUGUCUGUCUUACAAUGGGCUGUUGCUGUGUGAUGGGGGCGGGCAGCAUGCGCACCGAGAUGCCGCCCACCUCGGCCCCCAGCAAUCCACACACUGACAGCUGCACACCACACACCGAUACGAUAUGGACAUUCCUAAUUUGAUUCACACACGCCUUGCCUUGCUCCACCCUCCCAGCUCCCUCCCUGUUAGUAUGUCACUGGCUGACCUUGAUGUGUAUGGUGUCGUCCUUGAUGUCUUGGGCAUGUGGCGGUGCGAACGACACCCCAGUGACCGUCUGCGUGUUGGCCGCCGCCUUCAGUGCCAUGUAGGCGUGCCCGAUGUCCGCUGACACGCGUGUGCCCCGGAGGAAGGCCACCAGGUAGUCCUGAAGAUGAGAUGCGCACGGCCCUCAACUCUCCCGGCUACGGGGGAUGUGUGGAUGCAUGUGUGUGUGCGUGUGAGAGGUGGUUGUGUGUCACGCCUCUCCGCCCACCAGGUCUUCGAUGAUGGCGGGAGGUAUGGGGCCAGAGAUGUGCAUCUCAGGCGCCAGCCUGACCACACACACACACGAAAAAGGAGGACCAAUGGGGCGUUGCUGGUGCCUGGGGGCCCGGCCUCACUUGAAGAACGCCUCGACGAGGAGAGCGGCCACCUUGAUGUCGCUCAUCCGCUUGUCAGCAGAGAAGGGCGAGGGGGCCGGCUGACACACACACAACACAUAUACACACACACAUACACACACAUACCGGCUCAGACAGACACAGGUGCAACAACGAACUGUGUGCACUGCACUGCUGUGUGUGGCUGGCUCACGGCGGCGCUGGGGUCUUCCGCCUGUAGUGCCUUGGAGAGCACACUGGGGAGGUUCUUCAGCGACACACCGAUGGACUCCCUGAAUGGAAUGGGGCAGCAGCAGAGGGAGGAAGAUGGGCAUACAUACAUAGACACCCACAGCAGUUGAAGCAUAUAUGAUAUGUGUUGUGUUGUGUUGUGUUGUGUCGUGCUGCGCCGCACCUGUCAACGACGGGGAAGAUGUUGGCGAGGAUGGAGAAGCCCACAGCAGCCGACUCCUUGCCCGUCUGCGUCAGUCAGUCAGGGGAGACAAGGAAGGACAGGCUCGUUCAUUCGUUCGUAUGAACAACAACGAAGCGUGUCGUGUCGUGGCAUGCCAGCAUACACACUUACAUGCUCGUACAGCAGGUCCACCGUCAGGUCCCACACCGUCUUCCACUCUAUCUCGCCCUUCCUCUACACACACACACACAUCCACACCAUCACCACACCAUCACCACACCACACCACACCACACCACACCACCACAUCACAUCACAUCACAUCACCACCCCGUCGGUGGCUGGCACCCCUCCCUAAACCAACACCCUCACUCACUCACCCCCGCGAUGGCCAGUGGCGUGGCAGCGUAGAACAGCUCCGCUAGUGCCGACACGGGCAGCGGCCCCUCCUUCUGCUGGCCCACCACCUUGAGCACGGCGUUCUCGAGCACCUUGAUGACGGUCUUCUUGGGCUUCUUGCUGCACCCCGACAGGUGAGCCGCUCCGAUAGACAGAUACAGGGCCUCGGACGAGGGGUCCGCGCCCUGCUGCGCUUGCAGGUAAUCACAGAUCUGCUCGACAGACAGACAGACAGACAGAAGGAGAGACAGAAGGAGAGAGGCCGAUGAUGGAUCGCUGGCUGGCUAAACACGCUCAUGCGUAGACGCGGUGUGUGUGUGUGUGUGUUGUGCUGUGCACCUCUGUGCUGUCCUUCACGACCGCUGCGUACGAGUAGGCGUGACUGAUGUUAUCUGAAUGAAGCGGGGACCGACCAGACAGUCACACAGGCAGACGAGAUGCGUGCUGCCUGUGUGUCUGCGUCACGGCCUGCCUGGCCGCCUUGCUCACCGAAUGCAUUGUCGCUUCUCUUUGUCUCCUUGAGUGCCGCCGUGAGACGCUCCACAUCGCCCUUGGUCAAGUAUGAAGCAACUUGGCCCGACGCGCAGCAGGUCCAGCAAAGCCAGAUUGUCAACACGCAGAUCACCACGAGCGGCCUCCAGUCAGAGCAUCGCCUCCGGCUGCUGCUGCUAGUGCUGCUGCUGCUGGUGCUGCAGGUGGUCACAGCUGCUGCCGCAGCCGUCAUCUUGACUGAUCUCUGCAGGCGGGUCACAGAUCAGAUCUGUUUCCGGCUGCAGGCAGUGUAGCUGAGCAGCUAUGAGCGUCCUUGCAUCGGGGAGAAAGGGGAGAAGGGGAGUGGCCGG
Molecule: messenger RNA, 4591 nt
Organism: Vitrella brassicaformis
Lineage: Eukaryota; Vitrellaceae
Source: the annotation of a GenBank genome assembly